AAUCUAAAUGACAGCAAACUUAAUUAUUUUAAAAGUUACAUUGAUUCAAUUGUGAAGUCCUCGAGGAGUAUUGUUUAAAAUAGAUCUGAGUAAUUAAUUUCUACAUCAAAGUGAGAAUUAUGGAGGCGAUGGGAGAGAAAUGGGGAAAAGUAAUAUUAUGGGUUGUAAUUUCAACAACAAUAAUAGCUAUAGCUAUGGUACCAACUGUCACUUGUGCAAAACAGUGUAGCUUUCCGGCCAUAUUCAACUUCGGAGACUCCAAUUCCGACACAGGUGCUAUCUCAGCAGCUUUUGGACAAGCUCCUCCUCCCAACGGAAUCACUUUUUUCCACACUCCCGCCGGUCGCUUUUCCGAUGGUCGUCUCAUUAUUGAUUUCAUAGCAAAAAGCUUGGGGUUGCCUUAUUUGAGUGCCUACUUGGACUCAGUAGGCUCAAACUUCAGUAACGGGGCCAAUUUUGCUACAGCUGGAUCCACCAUUAGACCUCAAAAUACAACAAAGUCUCAAAGUGGAUACAGUCCCAUAUCCCUAGAUGUUCAACUUGUACAAUACUCUGAUUUCAAAACAAGAUCAAUACGUGUUCGCAAAAAAGGAGGGGUGUUUAAGAAAUUGUUACCCAAGGAGGAGUAUUUUUCUAAGGCUUUAUACACUUUUGAUAUUGGUCAAAACGAUCUCACUGCUGGCUACAAACUCAACAUGACAACGGAACAAGUGAAAGCAUAUAUACCUGAUGUAUUAGGCCAGUUCUCUAAUGUCAUAAAGAGUGUAUACGGAAAAGGUGGAAGAUCUUUUUGGAUACACAAUACGGGCCCAUUGGGCUGCCUACCAUACAUGUUGGAUCGCUAUCCUAUGAGUGCGGCCCAAAUAGAUAAGUUUGGGUGUGCCAAACCGUUCAACGAGGUGGCCCAGUUUUUUAACCACAAACUGGAAGAAGCUGUUGUGGAAUUGAGGAAAGAGCUUAUAGAGGCCACAAUCGUGUAUGUUGAUGUGUACACAGUGAAAUACACCCUCAUUAGUCAUGCCCAAAAAUACGGUUUUGAGAAGGGUGUGAUUGCAUGCUGUGGAGAUGGUGGGAAGUACAACUUCAAUAAUGUAGCAAGAUGUGGAGCUACUAAGAGGGUGAAUGGCAAAAAUAUUGUAAUAGCUAAAUCAUGUGAAGAUCCAAGUGUGAUGAUUAUUUGGGAUGGAAUUCAUUACACUGAAGCUGCUAAUAAGUGGAUUUUCCUACAAAUAGCCAAUGGAUACUUUUCAGAUCCACCUAUCUCUUUAAAAUUGACUUGCCUUGCCAAUGAAUCCAUCCACCACCAUUAAUCCAUGUUGUUCUUCUAUUUCUUAAGCAUGAGAAUAUUUUAAUUAUUCUGUACUAGUGUUUUUCUUUUUAUUGUGUUUAAUAAAUUCAACAUGUUUGAUAAAGAGUUUU
Cicer arietinum (chickpea) is the source of this 1419-nucleotide messenger RNA. RefSeq names its product GDSL esterase/lipase At3g26430. The record is from RefSeq and is a predicted model, not a curated record. Gene Ontology annotation, molecular function: hydrolase activity, acting on ester bonds. Lineage: Eukaryota; Viridiplantae; Streptophyta; Magnoliopsida; Fabales; Fabaceae.